This is a messenger RNA of Saccostrea cuccullata (small rock oyster), 1924 nucleotides long. RefSeq lists its product as uncharacterized. Bases 31 to 1284 code for a protein of 417 amino acids. The transcript has 10 exons. Lineage: Eukaryota; Metazoa; Mollusca; Bivalvia; Ostreida; Ostreidae. The record is from RefSeq and is a predicted model, not a curated record. Gene Ontology annotation, cellular component: plasma membrane.
CCACGCUGCUUUUAAAAAUGUUCCAAAGACAUGAAAAAGAUUGAGGAAGACAUACGUAAAAUGUCUGUGCUAAAGACUGUCUCACAAAUACUGCUGUCCACUUGGCUUUUGAUACACAAUGGUGAUAUCUCAAGUACGUCUCUUAUUAUGUCAUUGAAUUGGUUUGAAGCUCAGCUCGAAUGUCACAAAAAUAAUGAUACAUUACCCAGCAAUACCUCUUCUGCUUCACCAGUAAUGGAAUUCUGGUCUGGCCUCUACCACAGACAGUCAUUAUGGAUUAAGAUUCUAGGCUGUUAUGAUUCAAGGGAUAUACAUGGAUAUCCAGAAAUCCAGAUGAUUUAUUCUUCCGCUGGAUUUUGUCAUGAAAUGUGUAUAUCUCUAAAUUCUACAAUUUUCGGAAUUAAGAAUAAUAAAUGCAUGUGUCUUGAGCGUCCAAUUUUGGCUACUUCGAUUUCAUCUACUGAAUGUAAUGAAACAUGCCAAAAGAACACAGAAGGCGUCCAGUUUUCAGAAUGUGGGGGACCUAAUGCCUAUUCUGUAUAUACUGCAGAUGCGGCGUUUUCGCUAAAUUUGACAGUAACUGAAUCCGACAAGAAAUCUGCUUGUCUUGCAAUAAACUGCGGCAUGACAAAGACGUUUUCUGUUUCUUUUGCCUGUUCCGAAUUAAAUCACGCUGUAUGUGAAGAGAAAGUAGGAUAUUUAGGUUGUUUUGAAGACCAACGGGAAAGAGUUCUAUCAAAUUACAUUAUUUCUGAAGAAUUGAUGACUGUAGAACGAUGCAGAAACUAUUGCUCAAAGAAGAAUACAAAAUUUUACGGUGUUGCGUUCCGACGAGAAUGUUUUUGUGGAGAUGUUCUUAGAACAAGGAACAGAAAGCCAGAGAGCGAAUGCAACAUGAAAUGCAGUGGAGAUGCCAAUCAGAUUUGUGGUGGAGCAUGGAGAUUAAAUAUUUACAGAAACCCAUACAACGAGAUAGACAUGGAUGCUCAGCAGAAUUGGACAGAAUCAAUGAAAUGGUGCAAAACAUGGACCCAGCCUACAUACUUGUAUGGAAACAUUUCAUCCACGAACGCUUCCUUGACAUGUAAGGCAUUGCAAAGGACAAGAGCUGGUCUAUCAUGGCUUGGUAUUGCCAAAGAAGUUUAUAUCGGAUACGAUCAAGGUGUUCCUGUUGAUGAUGAUCAGAGAGGAUCUUUCAUUCAGUGUCAGAAAUGCAACCAGACUAGCUGUGUCUUUGUUGAUUGUUUCAUCAAGCUGAAUAACGUCCUUUGCAAUAAGGUAUAGAGUUAUCCUCGAGUACCCAUACUCAGUCACAAUAAGCCAAAAUCACCUUUUUGAUGGUACAUAUUGCCGUAUCGUACACGUUGGUGUGGGCGACAAUAUCCAUCUCCCUCAAUACAUAAACCCUUUUCCAUCGCGACAUAUUGUCCCCGGCUUAAAAAUUGCAUAAGAUAAUUUUUUAAACAUUUUCCGUGAAACAUAUGGAUAUAUCAAAAAACCAUUAAACAAUUCAAAAUAGGAGAAGAAGCCAAAAGGACCUCAGAGAUGGGAGUAGGUUCUGUGUUUUACAGCGAAAAGAUUUUUUGCUUAAGUUGUUUCCUGAAUGUUUUGUAAAUGUCAUUGUGUGUUAUUUUUCUCAGCAUUAUAUUGACAGUAUGUAUGGCACAUGAUAUCUAUAGACAUUCUGGUCGAAGAGAUAGGUUCACGUUAUGCAAAAGAAGGCCUUGUCCUUAUGCAGUGAAAAACUUAUCCGACACCUGUCUAAUCCGUCACACUGUAAAUUCUGACGUUAAAUGUUGUUCCCAUUUUACUGUUUUCCAUGUUUCUGUAACUGUUUAAUCCGACAUCUUGUCUAUUCGGAAAUAAAUUUCAUCUCCAAGUGCAUGUCGGAUCAGACAGGUUUCACUGUAUAAUUUUUUGAUAU